Cotesia congregata is the source of this 252-nucleotide messenger RNA. The record is from the annotation of a GenBank genome assembly. NCBI's taxonomy places the organism in Eukaryota, Metazoa, Arthropoda, Insecta, Hymenoptera, Braconidae.
AUGCCACAAACUACGUCGGCUAGCAACGAGAGCUGCGAAACGCUCCCCCAAUCAAGAUCUACUUCUGAGCGAGCCAAAAAGAACCUCAACCGGGCAAUCAAAGCGAGCAAAGCGAAAUUGUGGCAAGAGAUCUGUAACGACCUUGAUGAUGACAUCUGGUGUAACGCCUACCAAAUUGUCACUGAACGACUUGGAAAGGCUUCACCAGAAGGGCUGAAGUCACCUGCUUUAAUGAGCAGCAUCGUAGCGGAG